Molecule: messenger RNA, 4068 nt
Organism: Herpailurus yagouaroundi (jaguarundi)
Lineage: Eukaryota; Metazoa; Chordata; Mammalia; Carnivora; Felidae
Gene: WSB2
Product: WD repeat and SOCS box containing 2
Exons: 8
Coding region: 16-1236 (406 amino acids)
Biological process (GO): protein polyubiquitination; intracellular signal transduction
Molecular function (GO): protein binding
Source: RefSeq, a predicted model, not a curated record
GUGUUUGUCUGAAGCAUGCUGUCUCCCGUCUCAGAGGAACCGCUGCUGCUGGCUGAGCUCAAGCCCGGGCGCCCCCACCAGUUCGAUUGGAAGUCGAGCUGCGAAACCUGGAGCGUGGCCUUCUCCCCAGAUGGUUCGUGGUUCGCGUGGUCUCAAGGACACUGCAUCGUCAAGCUGAUCCCCUGGCCGCUGGAGGAGCACUUCAUCCCUAAAGGGUUUGAAGCCAAAAGCCGGAGCAGCAAAAAUGACACAAAAGGGCGAGGCAGCCCAAAGGAGAAGACUCUGGACUGUGGGCAGAUUGUCUGGGGUUUGGCCUUCAGCCCGUGGCCUUCUCCACCCAGCAGGAAGCUCUGGGCACGCCACCAUCCCCAGGUGCCAGACAUCUCUUGCCUGAUCCUUGCUACAGGACUCAAUGAUGGGCAGAUCAAGAUUUGGGAGGUGCAGACAGGGCUCCUGCUUUUGAAUCUUUCCGGCCACCAAGAUGUUGUGAGAGAUCUAAGCUUCACGCCCAGCGGCAGUUUGAUUUUGGUGUCAGCAUCUCGGGAUAAGACUCUUCGCAUCUGGGACCUGAACAAACAUGGUAAACAGAUCCAGGUGUUAUCGGGCCACCUGCAGUGGGUUUACUGCUGCUCUGUCUCCCCGGACUGCAGCAUGCUGUGCUCUGCAGCUGGAGAGAAGUCGGUCUUUCUGUGGAGCAUGCGGUCCUACACGUUAAUCCGGAAGCUAGAGGGCCACCAAAGCAGUGUUGUCUCUUGUGACUUCUCACCUGACUCUGCCUUGCUCGUCACGGCUUCUUACGAUACCAACGUGAUCAUGUGGGACCCCUAUACUGGCGAGAGGCUGAGGUCACUCCACCACACCCAGCUUGACCCCCCCAUGGACGACAGCGAUGUCCACAUUAGCUCCCUGAGGUCCGUGUGCUUCUCUCCCGAAGGCUUGUACCUCGCCACGGUGGCGGAUGACAGACUCCUCAGGAUCUGGGCCCUGGAACUGAAAACUCCAAUCGCAUUUGCUCCUAUGACCAAUGGUCUUUGCUGCACAUUUUUUCCACAUGGUGGAGUUAUUGCCACAGGGACAAGAGAUGGCCACGUCCAGUUCUGGACAGCUCCGAGGGUCCUGUCCUCACUGAAGCACUUAUGCCGGAAAGCCCUUCGAAGUUUCCUAACCACCUACCAAGUGCUAGCACUGCCGAUCCCCAAGAAAAUGAAAGAGUUCCUCACAUACAGGACUUUUUAAGCCACGCCCCAUAGUCUUAUACUUGUUCUCUUGGUAGCAGGAUAAACCUCCCUGGCAGGGGAGCAGCUGGAACCAGGGGCCAGUUAUCAGGUCUUGGCUCCGAAGAUCAUUUCUUUUUGGGACUGUGAACAGAAUGUAGGGAAACCAGAUACCAGUGGACUAGUCACCAGGGAUUUUCUCCGUGACAUGGGGAGGUCAGUCACAGAGGGGGACUCCGGCUCCGCGACAGCUGAGCCUUCCCUUAAACCCUGAGUCCACUUACAGACGGCAGUGCCCAACACCUUUUAAAGUCAUGGUUUUGAUUCAAGCGCAGUUACUCAUGUUGAUUCGGUAAGAAGGGUCAGCAGGCCUCAGGAGCCUCUGUGUCGGGGCGGAGUUGGGUCCCUCGACUGGCAAGCGUGGCUUCUGCCCCGCACUUAAGCGUUGUCGUGUUUCACACACAGUGGUGACACUGUUCUGAAGUUCUCUCCUGUGUCAGAGUGGCUUUGAUGUUGGCAAGUGCCGUCCUUCCUCUGGCUCCCCUCUGACCGGCAGGACAAAAUGCAGGACAAAGUUUUCACGGAGCCGUGUGCCAUGAGGUAUUGACUAAAUUGCAGCUGACUCAGAGGCCGUGCUCCCGACUGAUACACUAUAAAUGGCUUUUUUUUUUUUUUUUUUUUUUUUUUUAUAAACAGUGGUGUGCAUGUGCAGGCGAUGACAGAUGUGUAUGUCCGGUCCCACACAGAUGUCCCCCUAAACUGCAUGACUGUUCAGAUGGCCACCACGUUGGCAGGUGUUUGCCAUUUGUAGCAUAUUUAUUUGUAUUUUCUCAGCAGAUGUUAAGGUACAACUGUGUUUCCCUCCACGGUAUCUAAAAACCAUAGUUGUUAAGCUGACCAGUUGUGAAGAUGUCUCUUCUUGAUUGUGUAGAGAAUUGGUGUGGCUGCCCCUUCGGCUGAUUCUCGUGUACGCGGUCUUCCUCUGCUGCGUCACCUCAUCGGACUCCUCAGCCGGUGUCACCUCCGCCCCUUCACAGAAAUAGCUCCUUGAAAGUACUGUUCUCCUUCCUUCAGUGGCGUGUCAUUAUCUGAUCAAGACACCUGAUUCCAAUGAAAUCUGCCUUUGGAAAAUUUAAUAUAUUUUAAAUUAUUUUAAAAGAAACACAACACCUUAUCCUUUGGCUUUCUUACUAGGUGCUUUUUUGGAGGCCAGUGUAACAUUAUAAAACUUGUUGCAAAAGUAGGAGAGUCCCCCCUACCACCUUUGUUGCCGAAGAAAAACAUUUCUUUUCAAGAUGAGAGGCUUCCAUCGAAGGGAAAGUUAAAAAGCUUUUGGCUCACCGUUUCAUUUUUUCCACUAAGAAAAAAAUACCACCUCUCAAACCAAGUGAGUACAGCAGGACAGCGGGGAAUGGCUGGGGCCAAUUUUCAAUUUUGUGGUUAUCUUGAAAUGUCACAGCGUAGUCUGAGAGGCUCUGGGCGGCUUCCCCGAGGCCCCACUUUGCCAUUAGCUGCAAACUUUGCUUGGUGUCCUCGGGGAGUGGGUUGAACGCGAAUGAUGGAAGUAACCAACUUCUCCCUUUUGAAUAGUGUAAGAACCUGACACCUUUGUAAAGAAUAGCCUCCGAGGAGAGCUUAUUCUGUGAUACCAGAGAUGGGGGAGGCUUUUCACAUAGAUGCAAGUUGAAUGACCGCGUGUUUAUAAUCGGCGAAGGAGUCACUCGUAACACGGCCAACACGCAAGCUGCUUUAUUUUUAUUGAGAAGAACACUAUCAUAAAUGCAGCCUGUUUGCUCUAAAAUAAACUGCCACACUGCACAGGGCCUCGUCCUUGCGGCUUCGGGUCCGGCCCACGCUUGCCUGUCCUCCUUGCAUUAAGGAGGGAGUCCUAGGCCUGGCCCCCAUGGGCACAAAGUGACUCUUCACUGUCCACACCGCAGUUAGGAACCUACUUUAAGAGGAGAAAUAGACACUUUUCAAGUAAGGGAACCUGAGGCCCUGUGCCUCAGGUUAAUGGGCCAGAAAUCCAUUAACACCUAUUUUUUUCUUCAUUAACACCUUUAUAAAGUAGAUAUGGAGAUGGUGCCACAGAUUAGAUUUACACACUUGAUUCUGGAGAUGUUCAGUUUACCUUGAGUAAUCGAAGACACUGGUACCACAUGAGAUUUGGAAGCCUUUUGUUCUAGACCAAAAUGGGGUAGGCCAAUUUCCUGCCAUCUAAGCAAUCGAAUGGUAAAAAGCCUUAAGGCUAAAAGAAAGCAUUUUACUCUUUUCCUGUAAAACAAAUGGGCAGUGCAAUAAGAGAGCUGUAUAUUAAAACUGUUUGGUAUAUACCUGCUCCAAACACAAACAUGGUACUUUUUAAACCUUUGCCCACCCGUGUCUGGAACAGUUUUCCAAAACGCGGGGUGACUGUGGCUUCAUCCCCCAGCCCGCACAGCAGUUCAUCCCGUGUCAGAGUCCCCUCUUCUCCAGUCACUGUGGGGCCCGCGAAUGGUGGCGGAUGGUCCUCAGCAUUUAGGCCUCUGUGACGAUCAGGUCCCUGGUGACCUGGAAAGCGGCUAUGAGGGAACUCAGCUGAAUCUUCUCGUUGGUGCCAACAGAAAGUCUGUACCUAAAAGAAAUCAAACAAGGUAAGAAUAGAGAAUAUCACGGACAGCUACCUUUUGACAAGAGAACAGUAGAGAUCACAGACGGAACAUCUGCCGAAGGAGGAAAGGAGGCAGUAAAACUUCAUCGUGAACAGUCCUCUUGAAUGUGUCCCCUAACAUUUUCUUCUCUGCCCUGAACACUCAUUUAUAAUUCGAUCCAAACUGGUGAGGAAAAGUUAAAUAAAAAAAUUGUUAGUUGUCAA